Sarcophilus harrisii (Tasmanian devil) is the source of this 2198-nucleotide messenger RNA. It is a transcript of the gene PLIN3, whose product is annotated as perilipin 3. Gene Ontology annotation, cellular component: lipid droplet; cytosol. The transcript is spliced from 8 exons. Lineage: Eukaryota; Metazoa; Chordata; Mammalia; Dasyuromorphia; Dasyuridae. The record is from RefSeq and is a predicted model, not a curated record. Gene Ontology annotation, biological process: positive regulation of triglyceride storage; lipid storage. The coding region runs from base 264 to 1625 and encodes 453 amino acids.
CAACAUUCUAGCCAGCCCCGAACUCUCUAUUGGCUGACGUGAGGAAGGCCCCGAUUCUAGAUUCGCUCCUAGGGCCUGUCCAUCAGGCGUCUCCUCUGGACUACUUUAAAAGUCCCUCCGCUCGUGAUCUGAACAAGUUGGAAUUCCUAUUGAUCCCAGUUCUGCUGGUCGAAUUCCGCCCCCAAGUCUUUGCUACUCCGCGUGGGGAGUAGUAGCUGACGAACCCAAACUGAACAUUUCCCCCGGUGCCUUCUGCCUUGAAGAUGUCUGACAGUGAAAUUGAGACCGGAGCCAACAUCCCAGCCGCUGAAGAGCCGAUGCAGCAGAGCAUAGUCAACAGGGUGGUCAAUAUGCCGCUUGUGAGUUCCACCUGUGACAUGGUAUCUGCCGCUUACGCGUCCACCAAGGAAAACCACCCUUAUGUCAAGUCUGUGUGUGGUCUUGCUGAGCAAGGAGCGAAGAGUCUUGCCGCAGCCGCUGCCAGUGGGGCUCAGCCGCUCCUGUCCAAACUGGAGCCUCAGAUCGCAUCAGCCAGCGAGUAUGCUCAUAAAGGACUAGACAGAUUGGAAGAGAAAUUGCCAAUUCUUCAGCAGCCAAGUGAUAAGGUUCUAGCUGAUACUAAGGAACUUGUAUCUUCCAAAGUGACCGGUGCCAAGGAUGCAGUCUCCAGUACAGUUUGGGGUGCCAAGGAUGCAGUCUCCAGUACAGUUUUGGGUGCCAAGGAUGCUGUGGCCACCAGAGUGACCGAGGCUGUGGAUAUGACCCGAGGAGCUGUCCAGAGUGGGGUUGACAUGACCAAAUCGAUGGUGACCAGUAGUGUCAACACAGUCAUGGGCUCCAAAGUAGGACAAAUGGUCCUCAGCGGCAUGGAUACUGUGUUAGGAAAAUCUGAAGAAUGGGUUGACAACUACCUGCCCAUGACAGAUGAAGAAUUAGCUAAGAUUGCUACCUCUCUAGAAGGAUUUGACAUGGCUUCUGUUCAGCAGCAGAAGGAGCAACAGGGUUAUUUCGUUCGCUUGGGCUCCCUGUCCUCCAAGCUCCACCAGCGGGCCUACCAGCACUCCUUAGGUAAACUGAGGCAGACCAAGCAAAAUACUCAAGAGGCCCUUCUACAGCUCUCUCAGGCCAUCAGCUUGAUUGAAACUGUAAAGCAGGAUGGUGUUCAGAAAUUGCUUGAUGGCCAAGAUAAACUUCAUCAGAUGUGGCUAAGCUGGAACCAAAAGGAACUUAAGGACUCUAGUGAUGAUGCUAAACCUGAGCAGGUUGAGUCUCGUACCCUUACCAUGUUCCGGGAUGUCACCCAACAGCUUCAGGGUAACUGCUUACAGCUUGUAUCCAGUAUUCAAGGCCUUCCUAGCAACAUCCAGGACAAAGUACAGCAGGCUCAGACCCAGAUUGAAGAGCUUCGGGCCACCUUUUCAGGAGUCCAGUCCUUUCAGGACCUCUCCAGUACCGUCCUGGCUCAGAGUAAAGAGAGAGCCAGCAAAGCCCGAGAGUCCCUGGAUGAGAUGAUUGAAUACGUUGCUCACAAUACACCCCUCACGUGGCUGGUGGGACCCUUUCUUCCAUCUGGCCAGACCUCUACUGAGUCAGAGAAAACUCCAGAGAAAAUGGAGACCAACUAGAGACCUCAGCCAUGGCACAGACAGGGGAUGAUAGAAUCUUUACCCAUUUUCUGAGAUUCUUUAUCAGAAAGCUAGACUUUGUCUUUUAAACCUAACUCUUGGCAAGUGUGGUUAUAAUAUUCUCAGCUUAAAGAAACCUGCUGACUAAUGCAGCCUAUAGCUCAUCCCACUCUUGGUUCUAAUUACUAAGUGAGAGGGGAAAUGGACCUUCCCCUCACAUCCCCAGGGUCUGGAUUUGAACAGAAAGUAGAAGUGUAACCUUUCUAGACCUCAUCCCUGGGUAACUGGGAUGUUGUGUCUGAACUGAAACCAGUAAUUCAUGCUUGUCUUUCCAUGAACCCUUCCCUACUUAUAGAAAUGAUACUUUACUAAUUGAAUCAGGUGGUAUAGAGGCUAAUAGACUAGUAAUAACCUUUUCAUAAAUAGUAAGAGGUAAACUCCCUGGUUUUGGUGGGCAAGAAAUGGGGAGACAUAACAUUUUUUCUUUCUCUGCCCUACUCCUUCAAUCAAUAUUGUAGAUAGGUUUUUUUGUACUAAACUUUAUUGCCUCAAAUAAAUUUUACUUGCAUUUAA